UCGCGCCUCGCCGAUCGCUCCCGCUCCUGGGCGGGCGGGAAUCCGGCCCGGCGCUUGGCACCGACCGGGCUGCCGCGGCCCGGCGCUGCCCGCCCUCCUUCCCCGCCGUCCUUCCCUCCCUCCCUCCUUUCCCCCUCCUUCCCCGCCGUCCGUCCGUCCGUCCGUCCGUCCCUGCCCGCCCAGGGGCGUGCGCCGCGGGGCCGCUCCGCUCCUCCGGCGGCGUUUUCGUUUCCCGACGGGGCCUUCUCCACCCCGACCGGGGCAGCGGGCUGGCGCCGCCCGCCUCCCCUCCCUCCCGAGGACGGACAUUAAUCGGGUUUACCCAGCAGAGGGGAAAAAAACCCACAAAAAAAAAAAAAAAAGAGGACGCCAGACCCGCAAACGUGCACCCGUGCUGUAAACAAUGAAUUUGAAGGCGGCUGCUACGGCUCUAAUCCCGUGAAUACCGGACCCGCUUCUCCCCGGCAAUGCAUUUUGGGAUCCGCAGGAGGAUGCGUGCGGUGGCCGCAUGGAUGUGACUCGCCCCCGGGCGCCUCCUGGGCAGGGGCCGGCGGGGCGGGCUGCCCCCGACAUGGACGCCGUCCGCCGGCGGGGAGCGGUGCUGAGGCGCCGCUGAAGCGGGGGCCGCCCGCCCGGUGACCGGCACCCCCGUCGGGGUGACCCCCCCGAGCCGGGUCUCACACCGGGAGGAUUUCUUAUUAUUUAUUUUAUCGGGUUGCAGUGUUUUGUGGGUCGUGCAUUUCGAUCCGCCGCUCCCAGAAGCCCACCCCGCACCUCCCUUUCCCGGCCGGCCGCCGCCGCCCGAGCAGCGGGGACAGCCAUGUACCUUCUGGACAGCAGCGAGCCCCCGGCUGCCGCCGCCUCCCCGGAGAGGAUGCAGCGAGGGACCCCCCAGAGGAAAACCGUGUACCGCAUCUCCGUGACCAUGGUGAAGAAGGAGCUGCUGGGGCCGGAGGGCGGCCAUCCAGGGCCGGAGCUGCCCCGCCGCGGGGGGAGCCGGCCGCCGGGCUCCUCCAGCCUCACCAGGGCCGGGCUGCUGCUGGUGGAGGAGGAGGAGGGUGAGGAGGAGGAGGAGGGAGGCGGUGAGGAGCGGGACCGAGUCCCCAGCCCCUGCGGUUUCCGCAACUUCAGGACCCUCAGCACCGGGCAGCUGGAGCUGGGCCGCCUCAAGGUGCGGCGGGGAGGCGGGCGGCCCUUCCCGGCCCCGCUGCCCCUCGGCGGGCCGCGGGGCUGCCCUUCCCCGGAGCGGGGCCGCGCCCGGGAGCCGCCGGCGGCCACCUGCGGCGGGGACGGAGCCGGAGCCGCGGCGUCCCGCGAUGAGGAGGAUGAAGAGGGGGGCCCGGGGGCCCGCGGCCCGCCGUCGGGGGAGCGGGGCCAGAGCCCCCGGCGGCAGCCGGGCCUGCUGCGGCGGAGCUUCAGCUUCAGGCACUGGAGCGGCGGCGGGGAGCAGCCGGGGGCGCGGGGGCCGGGCCGGGUGCGGCGGCACAGCAGCUCCGGUUGCCUCCCCGGGCCGCCGCCGAGCCAAGGGACGCGGGGGUCCCCGCCCGCGCCCGCCACCCCCGUCGUUACCCCCGAGAAGCGCAACACGCUGGACGUGGGCGAGGUGCUGAGCCAGGCCGACCCCCUCUCCCGGCUGGAGCGCUGGGAGCGGAGCAAGAGCAAGAACCGGACUCUGGAUAACAGCGACCUGCAGCGGCUCUCCGAGCGGCUGGGGCCCGCCUCCGCUGUCCAGGAGCACCGCCGGCUGCUGCGCUUCUUCAGCAGCAUCUUCGCCCGCAAGGACGGCGGUACCGCCGCUCUCUUCGGCAGCCCCCACGGGCGGUCCCCCCGCAGCAGCUUCUCCAGAUCCAGGGUUUAUUUUAGCAGCCUCAGGAGAGCCACCGCAGACAUGCAGUCUAGCUCCGAGAGCAUCAACGGGUCCCCGCACAAAGAUGCCUUUGUAAAUAGCCAGGAAUGGACACUAAGCCGAUCUGUGCCAGAACUGAAAGUGGGGAUUGUGGGUAACCUAGCGAGUGGCAAGUCUGCCCUCGUACACCGAUAUCUGACUGGCACAUAUGUCCAAGAGGAAUCACCUGAAGGUAUGUGGAUACACAAAUUUAACUGAUUUCUCCCUGCCCCAGCUCCCCAACUACAUCUUUACUCAUUUUUAAUCAUGCAGAAAUGAGUUAGUAAAGAAUCCGAUUUGCUAUUUCAGUGUUCAUGGAGAUUUUUCCUUUAACAUUCUCCAGACUGAGACAAGUAUAUAUGAUGAGUAUAAUUGUAGCUUUUUUCAUAACUACUUAACAUCCUUCAGUACUUUGGCAUCCAGUAUGUGUCCACGUGGGAAACAUCUAGUCCUGUAUUGAGAAGAAUUAACUGCUCUCAGUAGUGCUGCUGCUUUCCGUUUGGCUGUUGAAAGCCACAAUUACUGUAUCUAGUACUGGAUUUCUGCAGAAUCGGGCCCUUUGGUUUGUGAUGUUGGGAGAAUAAAAAAAACUUAACAAACUAAAGAUGAAACUUUUUCCUUGUUUAGUAUAUCACAUCUUUGGUUUUGAAGCGUUUGUUUCUCUUUUUUUUAAUGUUCUUAUGCCAUAGAAAAUUAAUUUAUAUGUGAAAACAUCGUAGUGUUUAACAUUAAUCCAAGUUUAUAGCUUGAAAUAAAAAAUAUCGUAGUACCUUAUAGAGGUGUAUCUUACACUAAAUACCGGUGUUUUAUUUUUUAUUUUUCUGGUUUUUUUUUUGGUUUGUUUGUUUUGUUUUUAACCUAUUCUCCUUAUGAACUUUUAAAUCCAACUCUGAGACACUGAAUUUCUGGUUCCUUCUUUUGCUUACUGGCUGUUCCAUUCUUUGCAGAUAUGGAUGCAGGUAACUAUACAUUGUCUUCAUGGCAGCUCUUGUUUUGAAGAGACAGACGGCAGUUUCUGUACUACAGUGUUUUCCCCUUGUUUUGUGUAUCAUUCUGAUUUGUUUCCUUUUGAUUUCAAGUCUUUAGUACAUCUCACUGUUUUUGUCUCUUGCUGUAGUUGUCUUUUCAGCAAUAGUUUGUAGCUUCAUGCA
Molecule: messenger RNA, 3036 nt
Organism: Phalacrocorax carbo (great cormorant)
Lineage: Eukaryota; Metazoa; Chordata; Aves; Suliformes; Phalacrocoracidae
Source: RefSeq, a predicted model, not a curated record